This is a messenger RNA of Clunio marinus, 2818 nucleotides long. The record is from the annotation of a GenBank genome assembly. NCBI's taxonomy places the organism in Eukaryota, Metazoa, Arthropoda, Insecta, Diptera, Chironomidae.
AUCAAAACAAACCUAAAUUUGCUUUGAUUUACAAAUUUUAGAGAAAAAACUAUCAAAAGAGUCCACAGGUGCACCAAAAACGUUCAAAAUGGAACCAGUAAAGAAACACAAAAAGCAUAAAAAACAUAAAUCAGAGAGAAAAUCGAAAUAUGAUGAACGACCACCAAGUCUUAAAUUAAUUCUUAAAGUGAAUGGAACACCUGAAUACGGCUCUAGCGAUUCUCCUUAUAAUGCAGCAAUUCAUCAUCCAGAUCAUUCAUCAUCAAUGCUCUUCGACAAUACUCAAUCUCAUUCCGAACAUGGUGAAAAGCAUAAGAAAUCGAAAAAGAAGAAAAAGAAGAAGGAUCGUGAGAAGAAACAUAAACAUCAUAAGAAAGAUCGACAUCAUCGACAUGGCUCAAGUGGUGAGGACGCAACAUUGAUGGAUGAUGACGACAGUAGUCAAUUGAUGACUGAAAGUGCUCAACUUUACUAUUCUGCAAUGUCCACUUCUUCAGCAAUAUCAUCAAAUCCUGUAACAAAACCGAUGAUUCCAUUACAAGACCAUCCAAAAGUUUUUCACACUCUUCAGAACGUUCCGAGCGUCUCAAGUGUCGAAACAAAACCAGAAACUCCUCUUGGUCAUCAAGAUUCUCCAAUGACGCCUUCAUCUAUGGACUCAGGUACUAGAGAGCCUCGAACAUGCGUCUUGAAGUUGAAGCAAUCGAGAAGUCCACUGGCAAAACUUCUUGACCAUUUAUUGAAAGCAUUAGAAAAGCGCGAUCCACAUCAAUUCUUCGCAUGGCCUGUAACUGACGACAUUGCUCCUGGCUACUCUUCAAUCAUCACUCGUCCCAUGGAUUUCAGUACAAUUCGACAGAAGAUUGAGGAGAACGAAUAUCAUUUGUUAACCGAUUUCAUUGAAGACUUCCGAUUGAUGUGUGACAACGCUAUUCGAUAUAAUCAUCAUGAAACGGUUUAUAACAAAGCAGCACGACGACUGUUACAAGCUGGAAUGCGUUUACUUCAACCAGAAAAUCUUACACGUGGACCGGUUGCAAUUUUCUUAAAAGAUUUGUCAAUUAAAGAACUUGGCUUUGAUCCAACUAUUAAAUUGGAGCAUCAUGAUGAAGCUUACAGUGUCGAUUCAGCUGAUGAAGGAGCGACGUCAGCAUUAAAUGAUCAACCAGACCCUCAUCGAGAAGAAAGAGAAAGACGCGAACGAAUGAAAGUUGAAUUAGAUCCGAAGACAGCUUACGAACCUUUCGUUGACAAUCUGACACCUGAUGAGAUUCUUGAACAAGUGCAGAAAGCAUCUCGAAGUGUGAAAGCCCGUUUAAGUAAGAAAAGAGCUCAUUCGAUGGGCUUCCUUCGCACUCAUCAUGAUGGCACAACUUCAAUGACAAUUCUCGUUCCAUCUGAGAGUGGAAUUCCCGAGAAAACAAAGAAAAUUGGAGAAUUGACGGGAAAAUUACAAAAGGGAACUGGAUUGCUUCAAUCGUUCCGAGAAGAUCGAAGAAAUAUUGUGAAACUUCCGAAAUUAUUGGAUUAUGGAGCUUUCAGUACUUUUGCACCAACAUUUGAUUCUCGAUUUACAAAUUUGACUAAAGAAGAAACCGAAUUGAUUCUUAACACUUACGGUGAUGAGAAUGGCGCAAACUAUGCAACUUCAAUUGGACGAUUUACGAAAGAUUCGGCUUAUGGCAAUGCUUUAGCAAACAGACUUUUAGACUUGCUGACAAAUGGUGAACAUAGUAAGACGAUGGAAGUAUUAAUGGAGUCAGAAAAUGUGAAACAAGUUCAGAAGGAAGUUGACGAAUUAUUGCCUGAUUACCAGAAAGAAUCGAAACGGUUGGAAAAUGUGACAAUUGACUUUGAUCAACUGAAAUCAUUGAAAGACGAUCUUGGUGUUGAUAUAAGCUUCUUAACAGAGUUUGAGAAAACAAUGAAAGAGCCGGUGAAAGAAGAAUUGCAAACAAAGUUAGAUUCAAACACAUCUUUGAUUGAACAACUUCAUCAAGUUCAACAUGAACGUUUGUCAGCACCAAUUCAACAACAUUUAAGUCUCGUUCCACAUCCAAAUAAACAAGAAGUUGAACUUGCUGAUCAGAUAACAUCAAAUCUUACAAUGAUUGCAAAGAAAUUACCGCCAUGUGCAAUCGCUUCGACAGUUGGUGUGAGAAAAGCAAUGGGAAUUUCACCAGCUCAACUCGAUGACGAUGCAAGGAAAAUUCCAAUCAAUUUCAACACAAAUCGAAGCAGCAAAGAAUCAUUGGUUGAUACAACACCAAUCGAUAUGGAUUUGGAACCACCAGUUGUCUCAACUUUCGACAAUGAACUCAGAGAAUUACUAGGAACUGACUAAGAUAAUUUUAUUUUCCCUUUUAUGCUGUAAAUUUCAACAUUUCUCUCAAUAAAUUUGAAAGAUAUUUUCUAAAAAAAAUUCAUUUCUUUCUAUUGUAUUUUUAUUUCACAUCAAAAUGAAAUUUACAUUGAUUUGGUGUAGAUAAAUAUAUCUAACAUUUAUAUUUGUAAUUUGUUGAAGCUUUUCUUUCUGUGCUUUACAUGGAUGUGUUUGGAAUUUAAUCGCAAUUUCUUAUAAAUUUGUAGGGUUUGAUUAUCACUGACGAUGAUCAGUCGGUGAUCAUUUUUGUCAAACCCUAAUUAUUUUAAUGUGAUACAUUGCUUUGUGUACAUCUUGCAAAUGUCUUGCCGAAAAAUUUUAGUUUUGUUUACAUUUUUUUUUUGAAGAUUUUGGUCCAUUUUAGGGUUUUGUUAUUGAGGAAAAUUAUGAAAAAAAUGAAUAAUAGCAAUAAAUUUUAUGCAAAUGAGUGUGAUG